Molecule: messenger RNA, 4456 nt
Organism: Armigeres subalbatus
Lineage: Eukaryota; Metazoa; Arthropoda; Insecta; Diptera; Culicidae
Product: ATP synthase subunit a-like
Exons: 2
Coding region: 3104-4189 (361 amino acids)
Source: RefSeq, a predicted model, not a curated record
AGGAUCGAUAGGUUAUGCUUCCGUAAAAAUGUUGACUUUUCGAUUGAUUCAUAGGUAUUUGGAUAUUUAAAAGGAACAAAUCUAAGCAAAAUUUAUUGUGAAUAGAACGGCAUGGUAGUUAAUACGAUCAUCUAAUGGAAUGCAUUCCAAGACUAUUUAAAAAACAUAGCCCGAGAUUAGGAAGCAGCACUUCAUCUAAGGAGUAAGGACCAAUAAUAGUUAUUUUAGUCGAAACAACACACUACACAGUAUGGUUUUUAUAAUUCGAAUGUUCCAUAUUUGAUCUAUGUGUUUACAUAUCUUUAUAAUAUGACUAAGUUUUUGGUUUGAUGUCUGCUCACUUAUAUCUGAAAAUGUCCAAUAAUAUAUUACUUUCGUCAUAUUAUUAACAUUAAUAUACCUAGCACACAGCACGUCAUUUGCAAAAAAAAAUCCGUAAAGUUCUCUGUAUUGGAACCAGUUUCUGCGUUCAUAUUACUCCGCCGAUUCUUCAUCAUGUUUCUUCUCCAUCACAACAAACUCAUAAUCUUCGACGUUGAGUGAACGUUGGUAUCCAUCAUGACACAGCAUCCCACUCAGUGGCACAUGCGACUAGACACGCUCGUGCAAAUUUUUGUUUCCCUCCAAGAGGCAACUUUUUCGUUCAAGUUUGCAAAUUUGUUUACAUCUUGCCAUUUGAUACCACGCGCAGGGUUAAAGCAAAUCAGUUUCCAUUUCUUAGUAUGUCCCUAAACCUCAUCCUAACUUCUACAGAUGGAGUUCUUUACGAAAUAGGUAAACACCGUGUUUGUAAUUCCAAUCAUAACUCUGUAAGAGAGGGGUUAAUUUUUGCUUCUAUUAUCAAAUUAUCUCAACAUCCGACUGCUGGAUCCAUGAACGAAUCCGAUUUCGGUGUUUGCAUCCGUAAUAGCUAUCUCCCCAGAUUAAUAACCCCAAAUUUCUUGCAAAUUGAUUAUAUGUGGUGUGAAAACACAACUGUUCAGAAUUAUAACCAAACCGCAACGGCAUUUCUGAUUUUUUUCAGCGAGAACGACAACACCAACAAGCCCGAUGACGGUGGUGAAUGUUCACUUGAUACGAUUUUGGUAGCUGUGGAUGUGGCAAAGUUGGUUGUUUUCUUUGACGAAGACAUUUUUUUUCUUCUUUCGUAGUUAGAAGAUAAUCCUCUUGAUGUUCGCCGACACGACACAGGAAGAUGUCAUUACCGUUUGCUUCACAUGAUCACGCACGCACUACCUUGGAGAGAUGCUUGCGACGUGUGUAUGUCGUAUUAAUAUGGGAUUACUGUUAUUGUUAUUUUGUUGAUUCUAAGAUAUGAUUAUCGUUUAAGUUCAGUAAAAUUUGUGCUCCAUUCGAGGGUGGUAAUGAUAACGAAAAGUUCAACUACAACGUUUGUGAGAGAAAGGGAAUUUCUGCACACGGCAAUAUUUAAUUAAUUAAAUAAGAAUAACGCCUGACCCCACCCUAUCAUAUCAGCUAACUGACUUGGUUAUGAUUCACAUAACUUCUUACGGGGGUAUUGUAGAUGAAAUAAUUAAAUAAUUGUUCAUACCAAAGCCAUCAUAUCAAAAACCAUUUUUUUAUUAUAGUUUUUAAAGUAAGCCAAUCUCGAUAUCAAAAUAUUAAGUGCAAUUAUCAAUCUGUAAUUUUGCCUUCUCGUAUUAGUUAUACAAUUUAUGAAAUCCAUUUGAAGAUCUGCUAUUGUGAAAUCCUUAUUUCCAUAGCCUAUAAACUUAGGAAACUUCGAAUAAAUUUUCAAUAUUGAAACUUCGUCGAUUACAGCUAUGCGCUUGAUCGCUCAACUAUAAGAAAUGGGUAUUGAAGCGAACUGUUCCUCACGCACUGCAAAUUCCGCAAGCUGUAGAACUUCCAUCGACUGUGUUGUUCUUCUUUCAGUUUCUUGAAUUUGUUGGCAGAAAACUUCCCCGAAUCAAUUAUCUCCGGGCAAAUUUGCUAAUUACUUUUCGCACCCCUUUUCUCCAUUCGUCAGGCAGGAGUAAGUCGAGCAUUAACAUUCGCAUUCCUAAUCGGCGAAAAACUUUGUAGUGCCUCCGAGCCAGAAGAGCGCGCCCAUAUUUAUGCUGGGUAGAAGUCAGAGUUUUGGCACACUAAAAAUAGGGUUUUCUCAAAGCAGUAGCCUUGGGUAACAGCCGUUUUCAGAUGAGACCGCCACUGGAAGAGUCAAGCAUCAUCAGUGAUUAAAAUUUGGCCCAAACUGGAGAGUGCAGAAACUCUAUCUAAAUGUGGUAGGUAUUUCUUCUUAAAUCUUCCAUUAGGCCGUUACAAAUAUUUAUUAAAAAUUAUGUCCUACUGGUCUCCGAAAGGUCAAGGUAGGAGGAAUAAUAAAAAAUACAUUUAAAUGCAUAUUAUUCGGCUACUCGGCUGUAAGAAAAUCAUUUUUUGCCUUUCUCGUACAACAAAGUUGCAAUUUUUCAUAUAAGGACUGUAUCGAAAAUAAGUUAUCCACAUUUUAUUCGAAUAAAAUCGGAUGAAUUUUAAACAUUUAUUAAAAUUUGUCUAGCAAUAUAUGUAAAUUCUGUUGGUUAAGUUUUAUGGAAAAUUAUAAUAUUGAAUAAACAUUGCACUAUUCCAACAUUUAUUCAAGCAUUUUUUUUCCUGGUCACAAAUCGGCAUAAAACUGCCUCGUUUUAUAACAUGAUUACUCUCUGGUCAAAAUUCCGGUUACUUGAUUUUGAUUUUCUUCCUUUUCCGGUAGGUUAGUGAACGUGCAGUAUUCCCCAAGCUUGUUGACCAUGAAUUUUUACCUUUAGGGGUGGAUAGCGAAACGCUUGAUCAAAUUAUUCAUCUCGAUGCCCUUCUUACGGUGCUAUGUGUCCAAAACUUGAAUUUCAAUAUUACUUUCACAGUCUCACAGUUGAGGUCGAAAUACGUACUGGAGAGAUAACAAAACGUGGUCGAAUUUAAUGGAAAGUACUAAACUCGUCUUAGACUUAGACAGUUGAAGACAUUCCACUAAAUUAGCUUAAAUAAUUUUCGGAUUUGUUAAAGCAUAUUUUGAAAAUCCUUGAAACUUUCCGAAAUUGACUCGGGUACCCCCUCAAAACAUUAUUUUUGGGCAAAACAAUCCAAGGGGGGUAUAAAAAUGGGUGUCAGGCCAUUUGGCCGAACGGUCAUUGCAUCAAAUUGCGGUCAAACAUCGUUAGACCGAAUUAGGGAAGUUCUUUCUUCACCAUACCCCUUCUUCCUUCUUCCUUCUUGCAUCUUCCUUCUUCUAUCGGUCUUCUUCCUUCCUCAUUCUUCCUGCUUUCUUCUUCCGUCUUCUUUCCUCAUUCUUUAUGCUUUCAUCUUCCUUCUUAUUUCUUAUUUCUUCUUUCUUCCUUCUUCCCUUUUCCUUUUUCCUUCUUCCUUCUUCCUUCUUCUUUCUUCCUUCUUUUUUCUUCCUCCUUUCUGCUUUCCUCUUCUUUCUUCUUUCUUCUUCUUUUUUUUCUUCCCUCUUCCUUCUUUAUUCUACCUUCUUCCUUCUUCUUACUUCCUUCAUCCUUCUUCCUUCUUCCUUCUUCCUUCUUCCCUCUUCCUUCGUAUUUCUUCCUUCUUUCUUCUUCUUUCUUAUUUUUCCGUUUUCUUUCUUCUUUCUCCCGUAUUCUUUCUUUCUUCUCCAUUUUUCCUCCUUCUUUCUUCUUUUCCGUUUUCUUUCAUCCUUUUUCCUUCUUUCUUUUUUCUUUUUCCUUCUUCUUUCUUCCUUCUUUCUUCUUCCCUCUUCCUUCUACCUUUUUUCUUAAUCCUUCUUCUUUCUUCUUUCUUCCAUUUUCUUCCUUCUUUCUCCCGUCUUCCUUCAUUCUUCUUCUUCCUUUUUUCUUUCUUCUUCCUUGUUCCUUGUUCCUUCUUCUUUUUUCUUCCUCCUUCUUCCUUCUUCCUUCUUCGUUUUUCCUUCUUCCUUCAUCCUUCUUCCUUCUUCCUUCUAUCUUCUACCUUCUUCCUUCUUCCUUCAUCCUUUUUCCUUCUUCCUUCUUCCGCCUUCCGUCUUCCUUCUUCCUCCAUCUUCCUUUUUCCUUUUUACUUCUUCCGUUCCCCUUAUACCUCAUUUUGCACUACUCACUUCCCACUCCCCAGUUCUCAUUCGGCCUUCAUUCUUCCGUCUUCCUUCUUCCUUCUUCUCCAGAAUCUUUUCGGAAUCGGAAUUUUCAGCUCGGAAUCUCCAGAGGAAGAGACUCUCAUAAGUAUCUCGUAGGUGUUUCAGGAGGAACAAACCAGAGUCAAAAAAAGAUGUUCUCAAGAAUAAGUUGGGAACUUUUUUUCUUAAAUAAUUUCUUAAGUUAUUCGCAUAGCGAAUCCUUGAGAAAAUUCUUAAACAACACUAAGAGUAGCGCAUAGAAAUAUUCCGGAUGAAGCUGCCAGAUAAAUUUUCACAGAAAUUAUAAAAUUCUGUUGAAUAAAUAAUAAUAAGAUGUUUAUCGUAGAGUAACUUAAACACUUGUUAUUGAAACAGAAACAGAAA